Molecule: messenger RNA, 1182 nt
Organism: Rhinolophus ferrumequinum (greater horseshoe bat)
Lineage: Eukaryota; Metazoa; Chordata; Mammalia; Chiroptera; Rhinolophidae
Gene: IL11
Product: interleukin 11
Exons: 5
Coding region: 139-738 (199 amino acids)
Biological process (GO): positive regulation of cell population proliferation; positive regulation of MAPK cascade
Cellular component (GO): cytoplasm
Molecular function (GO): growth factor activity; cytokine activity
Source: RefSeq, a predicted model, not a curated record
GAGGCCCUGGCUGCUCACGGCACAUGCCUCCCCUCCCCAGGCCGAGGCCCAGCUGACCCCUGGGGCUCCCCGGCGGCGGACAGGGAAGGGUUAAAGGCUCCCUGCCCCUGCCCUGGGGAACCCCUACCCUGUGGGGACAUGAACUGUGUUUGUUGCCUGGUCCUGGUCGCGCUGAGCCUGUGGCCAGAUAGAGCUGCUGCCCCAGUGCCACCUCCUGGCCCUCCAAGGGCCUCCGCAGACCCUCGGGCUGAGCUGGACAGCGCCGUCCUCCUGACGCGCUCCCUCCUGGCUGACACUCGGCAGCUGGCCGCACAACUGAGAGACAAAUUCCCAGCCGACGGGGACCACAAUCUGGAUUCCCUGCCCACCUUGGCCAUGAGUGCAGGGGCACUGGGAGCCCUGCAGCUCCCAGGCGUGCUGACACGGCUGCGGGCAGACCUGUUUUCCUACCUGAGGCACGUGCAGUGGCUGCGCCGGGUGGGAGGCCCCUCCCUGAGGACCCUGGAGCCUGAGCUGGGAGGCCUGCAGGCCCGGCUGGACCGACUGCUACGCCGGCUGCAGCUCCUGAUGUCCCGCCUGGCACUGCCCCAGGGACCCCCAGAACCGCCGGCGCCCCCCCUGGCCCCACCAGCCUCAGCCUGGGGAGGCAUCCGGGCGGCCCACGCCAUCCUUGGGGGGUUGCACCUGACGCUGGACUGGGCCGUUCGGGGCUUGCUGCUGCUCAAGACUCGGCUGUGACCCGCAACCCAGAGCCACCAGCGUCCUUCACUGCCAGACCUUAUUUAUUUAUUUAUUUCGGGACUGGGGGCGUGGCAGCCAGAGGACCCCCCCAUUAUUUUCCCCUAGUUAGAGAUGGUCCCUCCAGGAGACCUGGGCUGGGGCAUCUGUGCCUUAUUUAUACUUAUUUAUUUCAGGGGGUGGGUGGGAGGCAGGUGGACUCAGGGGCCCCCAGGGGGAGAGAAAUGGGGUCCCGGAUUCUUGGAUCUCUAAGAAGUCUGGCCACAGUGUCUCCCUGGCCCCCACUCCUCUGGGCCUGAGCGGGAGCAUGUAUUAUUUAUUAAACAAUUACUUUUUGUGUUGGGAUGGGGAGGGAGAGGGAAAGGAGGCCUGGGUUUUUGUACAAAAAUGUAAGAAACCUUUGUGAGAUGGAGAAGGGGGUAUUAAAUUUGUUAUACACAUCCA